ACGGCGACCCACCCGGGGAGGAGGAGGCAAAGGCGUGCGGAGGGGACGGAGGUGUCGCCCCGCCGCACAGGAGUCCGGCCCUGGCGGGGCCUCCGGAUCUGGCGCGGGGAGCCGUCCUGCGCGCCCGGCGAGCCGCCUCACCCACGGGCCGCGCCGCCCCGGCCGGGAGCGCCCCUGGCCGCGCCGCUGGAGGCUCGCGGUUCCCGGCCGCGGCUCGGCCGCCUGUGCGGGGUUAGCCGGGCGGGGGGCGCGGCGCUGGGCGGGCGGGGAGCCGAGGUCCCGGGGGCGCGGGGAAGCGGGGCCCGCCGCCUGCAGGGGCUCCGCGCGGGGUGUGGGCGCGCCGGGGCGCCCAGGCCUGGAGGCGCGGGCCCGCCCGGGACACGCGAGCGCAGGCCUGGGGCUGAUCGUGAUUGGAAGAGGACUGUCAGAAGGAUCUAGGAAACACAAUUUUUCCCUAAAAAGCAAAGAUCCUUUACCUACACAUUUUACAAGAAAUGUGCAGAAAGCCAUUGAUAAAUAUACCUGUGAGUCCGUGUCAUCGUUUUCAUCCAGUGGAAGCCCCACACCCACAGAAGCCCACAGCUCUUGGUCCGGGUCUGGAUCGCAGAGUUCGACCUCGACCACGGGUGUAUCUACCGAAAGGAGCUCCAUUUGCUCAUGGAGAGAUGAAAGUAUUAGGAAGACAGAUCAUCCUGCCAACCGGUGAAGGGGUCUGCCACUUCCAGGGCAGCGAGCCUCACUCUGCAGGUCACGAAUCCUCCCCAGACGUUCGUGAACACAGCAGCCACAUCAGGCAGUAUGUUCCUACAAACUGGUUCCAAAAGCUCCCAUGGAGAAUCUGCUUUCCCUGUAGGCUGUGCAUCUCCGGCUCUCAAGUACUCCCAGCAGCACUUGCAGCCCCGGCCCUGACAGAUGCUGACUGCACAGAAGUAGCCGACCUAGCAGCAUGUUCAUCCCUGCAGGAAGAGGUCUAUGAUGUGGAUGGAAAAAUCGAAGAAUAUUUCGCUUUCGACUGAAAAGAAGAUGACGAUGAACACCUUGAACAGAAAUCAGCUCACCACUUUGGGAUGCGGCACAAGCACGGACUUCCUCCCAUUUCCCCUCAUGACUGUAUCAAAGACGCUGUGGCCGUAGAAAUGUUUGAUCACAUCUGGACAAAUGUGGUAGAAAUACUGGAAGAGCUGAUUAGAAAAAACUGGGAAGUUACACUCACAGGAAGAAGAAAAGAGAAAGAAAAACUGAAAGUCGCUGAAGCUAAAUCCCCACAGGGACUCAUUUCCCGUAUUAACACUGAUCUAAUGAGUGUUCCCCCAUCCAGAAGUUUUGCAUCUCAAAGCAUCUCCCUGGCUUCUGAUCUUAAUGCCCCCAGGUUUCCUCAGAUCCAUCGCUUCUCCAACAAUUUUUAUAGUGAUUUGAAUGGUGUGAUGACAAUUCAACCAAAAACACUUCAGCAGAUACCGACCCAUUUUGCAGACAGAACUCAGAAUGAACAAGAGGACAAAUCACUGAGUGUGGGAGCUAGUGCCCUUUCUGUGGCCCACGACCAGCUGGGAUGAAUCUCAGGCUCCUGCCGACUACAGACUUCUGCAAAGAAAACACCGGUACACAGGAGGCUGCCUUCUCUCCCUUCAGACUCACAGAGAAUGAAAACCCCCAAUGUGGACAGUGAGGAGGUGCUUAGGGGAACAAGACUGCAAACUGGCGUGGACCACAUGUCCUCCCCACCAGUCCACACCGCACGGAGAAGGUUACCCCCCAUAGGCCCCGAGCCUGCUGAGCAGAAGGUGGCAGUUCCUGGAUCUCAGCCUGUCUCUUACAGAGGAAGGCAUGCACAAAACCAUGUUUUAAGUGCAAUCCCCAAUAGUAUAGAACGAUCACCUCUUCGACAAAGAUCUCUGAUUGUGGAACAGUUUUCAAGGCCCAGCACAAUCCAUUCAUUCUGGUCAGACACCCCUCAAAAAGGUUCAUUGACUCUGAUGGAGUUUGCUGGUCACACCUGGGCAGGUCAAGGUUUGCUGACAGGUUCGCAGUAUCCACCCAAGUCUUUUCAGAGGACAACUCCGACUUUAAGAAAGAGAUUUCAAGUGGCAUCUUGAUGUUGCUUCCCCAGAAUUGCAGCCUUUGCUGGGCCCCCCAGAGCCUCUGCGACCACUUGUCAC
Messenger RNA from Myotis myotis, 2159 nucleotides. RefSeq names its product family with sequence similarity 149 member A (gene FAM149A). The record is from RefSeq and is a predicted model, not a curated record. NCBI's taxonomy places the organism in Eukaryota, Metazoa, Chordata, Mammalia, Chiroptera, Vespertilionidae. The transcript is spliced from 14 exons.